Peniophora sp. CBMAI 1063 is the source of this 357-nucleotide messenger RNA. Lineage: Eukaryota; Fungi; Basidiomycota; Agaricomycetes; Russulales; Peniophoraceae. The record is from the annotation of a GenBank genome assembly.
AUGCUUGCGCUGGAGAACAGCGUCUGUGAAGGCCUUGGAUGCUCUUUCGAGCUCGAACAAGACGUGCUUGUCACGUACGAGGACAAGGCUCUACGAGGUGCAAUAGCUCAGCGACGAAGAACGUCGUAUACUGCACGGAACUUUCGCGCCACCAUUUCCUCGCGUCUCUACGCUACGGCAACACCCACGACGGCAAGCUUGUCGACCAUGGCACGGUUUGCCCGUCACCGCGACUCCGAAGACCCAUUCGUGAAGAAACGAACUCGUCAUCGCUCUCCGCGACAAAAUCAAGCUUCUCGCGCAGACCUCCUCCCCACGCCCGCGCCCGCACCCAUACCGGCGUACUACGCAUCUUGA